This is a messenger RNA of Capsicum annuum, 438 nucleotides long. RefSeq names its product small acidic protein 1. Lineage: Eukaryota; Viridiplantae; Streptophyta; Magnoliopsida; Solanales; Solanaceae. The coding region runs from base 70 to 270 and encodes 66 amino acids. The transcript has a single exon. The record is from RefSeq and is a predicted model, not a curated record.
UUUCACCUCUCCUUUCUCAAUUUACUCUCGACAAUCCCUAAACCCCAAUUCUAACUCAUCUCAACAACAAUGAAGCCAAUGGUGGUGGACUAUUUAGCAGACAUGGAAGAUCAAGGCACCACAACAAUGGCGAUGGACGUUGACGAUGUGGACGCCAUAGAUAUGUUUGGUGAAGGUCCACUUGGUGCCGUCGGCGAACAUCCCCGUCUCACCGACGCCGAUUUCUUCAAUUCCUUUCAGGAUGAUUUCGAUGACUCCGAUAUCAACUAAAAUAUAUACUAGAAACUUGUAAUCGUAGUUUUAUCUGCUUUUGGUUAUUGAUGUUCUAGAAACUUCUAUGCUUUACCUAUCAUAUUCGUGCUAAUUAACGUUGAUUAUGAAGCAAUUUGUAGUUUGAUUUUAAUUUUCUGAAUGAAUAAACCUAAUUUUUAGAUGUUC